Messenger RNA from Pseudomyrmex gracilis, 4690 nucleotides. RefSeq names its product Fanconi anemia group I protein homolog (gene FANCI). Gene Ontology annotation, biological process: DNA repair. NCBI's taxonomy places the organism in Eukaryota, Metazoa, Arthropoda, Insecta, Hymenoptera, Formicidae. Bases 335 to 4414 code for a protein of 1359 amino acids. Gene Ontology annotation, molecular function: DNA polymerase binding. The transcript is spliced from 22 exons. The record is from RefSeq and is a predicted model, not a curated record.
AGGUUUCUCUCUGGUAUACGAAAGUUUUUCAAGAAUUACACCCGUUUUCACCAUCUCCGAUUAACUUAAUCGGCGAUUAAGUAUCAGUCGUGAUUGGUCUAGUCUGCUAAACGAUUCAUGCGAAUUGGCAAUUCCAAUGGAAUAAUCGGCCGAUUAAGUUAAUCGGAGAUGGUGAAAACAGGCGUUAAGGUCCUGCUGUGGCAAAAGCGGGAAAUAUUGGUCAAAGAUCAAAAGAGAGUGAAGAUAUAAACAGUGGACCAGUCAAAUGCACGUGUUGUUUUCGAUAAAAGUUAAUCAUUAAACAAAUAGAAUAUAUUGCAUUGUUAAUUCAAAAAUGAGCGCAGAACUUAAUGAUGUGUUAAAUCAGAAUGAUAAGAAGCAGCUGAUGAAAUUUGUGCAGGAAGCAUCAACUGACGAACUUGUAAAAAUAGUAUCCAAUCGAAUUUCCGAUCCAGAUGGUUUUAAAAUAUUGGAUGAGAUAUUGCAAAUAUGCUCAGAAUCUGAAAAACUAUAUGCAAAGAGAUUGAAGUUAGUGGAAUCUACCUUGAAAACAUUAGCCAAAUCCAAAGUUACCAUCAGUUAUGCAAAUGAUAUUGUAAAUCGAAUAGUUGUAGACUUUCCUAAUUAUCCAAAAGUGCACUUAGUUAAAUUAGUAGAUUUUUCCAUUGCCAAUAUAUGCAACAAUGAUGAUGAAUUUAGGAGCUGGAAAGAUCUACUUCCUGUUUUGUUAGAAGUAUUGGAAGAAGAAAAAUAUAUAAAUCAUAUGAACGGUGAAGUUUCUGGGCCUAAAUAUAAGUCUAUCAUUGUUAACAACAUUUGUAACAGUGAGUGGGACACUGAAAUUAUGCCUUCAUUAGCAAGAAUGUUUAGAGAUAUAUCUUUAGAAAAAGAUGAUCAUGCUACAGUAAUCACAGUAUUCUGUGCAAAACUGCAGAAUAUGCCUCUUGAAGAACUACCUCCAUUUGUACAUCAAUCAUUGAGAUUAUGUUCUAAUCAAGAAAGUAAACUUCUUUUAGAAGCAUUACGCAGAUAUUUUACAAUUCGAUAUUCACAAGCUAAUUCUGACUCUGAUACUUUUGAAACAAUAGAUAUAAUAAAUCCCAAGGAAGUACAAAAUAUUGAAAGUACAAUAUUAUACCACAUAUAUCAAGCUGCCCAGUUGAAUCAUCAACUAAUAAAAGACUACAUUAAAUAUUUUAAAAAUGUUUCUCAGGUUCCUGAAGUUAUUUUGGAACCUUUUAUGCUUUCUGUAUUGCUCACAGUUGCUUCUAUUGAUGAAGAACAGAUUUUUGAAAUGCUCCGAACAGUCAUCAGCAAACAGAACGAAAUUGAUGACAAAAGAAAGAACAGUGCAUGGUUGAGAAAACUAAUCCUUGAGUCUUGUAAUAUAAUGACUAUAAUAGGAAACGUUAUUAAUACGAGUAAUACAGAUCGUCAUUUAGUGCUGAAAGGAUUGGUAGAUCUCGCGUUUGUUCUUAUGGCUGUAGAGAAUAAAUCAAAGACAGGUUUACAUCCUUUGUGGCAGAUAGGUUUGAAAAUACUUCAGAAAAUUAUGAGAAAACAUCAUGAAACGGUUCCAACUAUAUUUCAAACUUUAAUUGAUAAAAUAAUCGCAGGUGGAUCGUGUAUCUCUCAAUAUACUAACUGCUUAACGUACAUGUGUCGUAAAUUAACGAUUCUUGUAUUGGACCAUCAGAAUUCCGUAAUGACUCUUUUCGAACAAAUCUCGUUUAUACCCGGAGAAGGCGCUAUUUUUAUAGUUUCUGCGAUAUUUCCAUUGAUACAAGCUUCUGCCGAUAUAAGAAAUCAUGUGAUAUUAACAUUGAGAAAAGCUCUGUACAGAAAGGGCACGCUCAAUCGACAAGUUGCAGUUAGCGGUAUUUUGGAAAUGUUGAGAAAUCUAAAGAUACAUUCUUUGAGCGGUCUCGCGAUGACCUCGAGUCAGCAACAUUCGUCAUCAACUUGCACGAGUACCACAUCUAUUUUGACUCAGGUAACAUUAGAGAGAGGAAGUCAAGUAACGUCGACUUCGGGAUACAAUAAAUCUUUGUGUUAUGAUAUACUGGGCAUUUUAAAGAGAUGUUUCACACACGAGUGCGAAGUUCGAUUACAUUUAUACAAUGGUUUGUAUGAAGCCGUGUUAAAAAAUGUCGAGAUAGCAGAAUACAUCUUAGACAUGUUGCUACCUCACUUUAAGAUAUAUUUCGAGGCAGACGAGAAUAUCGUCAUACCAGUUAAAUUAGACUUGUGCACAGUUAUGCAAGGAGACGAAAUUGUAGUGCAAGAACCUCUACCGGAGCUAAUAUCUAUUCUGCAAAAGAUUUAUAUCAAGUCGGCUCUUAUGAAAUCGUCCCUUGUAGACGAGUUGGCUGUGAUCUUGGAAAGUCUCUGCAGACGGAUGACGCAACUUGAUGUAGAACAUUUAAAUCUGGAUGACAAACUUGAUGUCAACAAUACUAACAUCAAAACUCAAGAAAAAGUGCAGAACGUUCUAUUAGCAAUCAAAAUUUACGAAGCUCUUAUGUCCUUCAGAAUCGGCGGCUGGUCUGUCAAUUGUUCAGAUACUGCUCAAAGUAUCAAAAGUUUAUUCAAAGGAUAUACAAGAUUGGUUGAAGUUAUCAAGGAUGCUUCAAAGAUUAAAAAGGGAAAAGGCAAAGGUAAAAAAACACAAAACGAUACGAAUAACACGGUUAUAAAGAAAGCUGGCCGACCAAGCAAUAUAAAAUUACCGCCUAGCAUUAUGGAUCUGUCUGCAGUGUGCAAAAGUCUAUCUCUUUUUUAUUUGAAAUCCGUUCCUUGGGCAACUGCAGAUCAAGUAGCCAUGUUGGUAGAAUACCAAGAAUUUUAUCAUUAUAUUUUACGAACACUGCUGCAGAUCUUGCAGAAUGUUAAAGGUUUAACGGAAUACAAUUUACGGAAGCAUAAAGAACAACACAUGAAAAUUUAUUUUGAAAUUGGAAGAUUAUUGUACGAUCACGUUGUAUUGAAUUUAAAGAACGUUCUCGAUACUGACGAGCAAGGCACUAUAUUAGCGUUGGAUUGCUUCAAAGAAUUGUGUUGUCUAAUGUGCACGUAUUUUCCGUCGGAAUUAUCGCAGUUUCUCGAUGCUAUUGUUUCUACUAGAGCAUCUCAAUCGAAAAGUCUUAAUGAACAAUUGGCGAGUGUAACUGCUACUUUAAGAGCGAGUUUUAAAACGUUCUUUAGUGAAAAGGAUGAACACGAAGAAAAUUCUAAAAAAAUACUUAGCGUGUUGUUGGAUAUUAUACGUCAGCUAACGCAAGAAUUCAAUUUUUCCGAAAUGAAUGGAGAUGAAAUAUUUGAUACAAUGAUGAAGUUUACACAAUUGGAAAAUAUGGAUCCACAAGCUUCUUUAACCAUUUUUCAAAUCUUGUUAUGGAUAGAAGAGAGGAACAAAGAAUAUGGAGAGUUGUUAAUUGAUAUCUCUGUCGCGUUGUGCGAUAAACUUGGUAGCAUCGACAAAGCUGACGCGUCGGAAAAUAAUAAAUUCAAAAUUAUCCAUGAAGAUAUAGCAGCGCAGCUUUAUAAUUUGGUAAACACGUGGGUGAAAGAAAAGUUGGACAAUGUAUCUUGGCUGUUAAUGCGUCUUAAAGCUGAACAAAAUAUAGCUUGCCUACCUGGUUCAGAUCUCGAAGAACAUCAAGAAAAAUUGAAAACACAAGAACGCAGUCUGUGCAGACAAUUGUCACACAUUAUACAAAUACUUUGCAUUUUAACCAACAUCGCUAUUAAACCAGGACCAUCCACAGAUUCUAUGUUCAAAAAUUUACAAGUAGUAUACAAUGUACUUAGCACUCUUACAAAAUAUUUUUAUGGAAAAUCGAGUAAACAAAACCCGGCGUUUCAAUCAGUCAAAUUUAUUCAAGUGAUUCAAUCGGCAGGAAAACCAUUAAGAUCUGGAUUUUAUAACUUGAUAACACAUACUGAGGAGAACCAAACUCCGAAGCCAAAAGCUGAUUCGCAUAUACAAAGGAACAAGAUUCUUAAGGAAACCAAGACUAUACCUCUUGUGAUAUAUGAAAUCGAACAAUUUCAUAAGGAAGUGUUAGCACUUGAUAAAAAAACUGGCGUUCCACUUGAAAGAUAUAUAAAACAUAGCAUAACGCGAGAUUUUCGUAUAAAAAAUACAGAAUUGGCUGAAGCACUCGAAAAAAUGGAUAUAAGCAUGUUGGACACACAGAAGUCUCGUCGCAGUAAUGAUGUAUCCAAUUCAGAAAUAGAUGCAAAUACAUCUGUAGAUUCUCCUGUGAAAGAGUCAUCUUCAAAAAAGUCUAAAGUAAGUGAUGUGCUUAUGGAAUCUCCUACAAAAUCAUCGUCGCAACACUCUAAAGUAAGUGAUGUAUUUAUGGACUCUCCUACGAAAUCACCGCCUUCGAAACGAUCUCGAAGAUCUUGAAAACAUGAUAAAAAUAUUUUAUAAAGAUCUAUAUGUAUAAAAAAAAAAAAAAACAUUUAUAGAGAUCUAUAUAAGCCUUAUGUUUGUACGUUAUAAAUUUUUCACAAACUUAGGAUAAAAUUUGUUUUAUUUGUAAUUUUCUUAUUGGUUUUACAUUUGCUGAAAUAUCUUAUAAGAUAGUUUAUAUAAUUGCUAGUAAGGAAUAUAAAAAUUUAACACUUUUGUAUUAAAUAUAAAUAUGUUAUAUUGUGUUAUAUUCUAUUUUUUUUAUAUAUG